AUGUCGACUUCGAGUGAGCGUCGUGAAAUUGUUAUCGUCGUGACUCUGAUCGAGGCGACAGAAAUUGCCGGAGGCGCAUCAGGCAAAGCUGGGGGGCUGCUGGCGCUAUGGGCAUAUCCAAGCAGUAUAGUUCCUCUGAGCUACAAGCUGCACGCGGAUCUGACCAAGGAACACAACGGCAAGGUAAGAUGGGGUUAUAGAGAGGUUGGCUGUGGACAGAUUGUUGUGAAAGGCCGUCCUCUUAAUGAAAAGAAGGAUGCCGGCGAGAAGGACACGGGAAGCUCAUUAUCCCUUCAAAAGCGGAGUGAAGCUGCUAUUGCGAAACUACGGAAAGCCAAAUUUCCGCAUGAUCUGGAUUGGAUAGAUCCCCAACUGAUCAGAGGCUAUGAGAGCAUGAGCGACCCUGGCGAGACCGCCCAAGUCCACCCCUACCUCUUCACCACAUCAAUCGCAAAGCUUGCCGAGGAGAAAGGCGCAGAGAUCAAGUUGGGAUCAGUGACAAACAUUGGCUACGCAGGGGAUGCUGUGGAGUCAGUUACAUACAAUGAUAAGGAAUCUGGAGAGUCGCGCACAAUUUCGGCGACGGACGUCAUUAUUGCCGCUGGUCCCUGGACACGAACGGUCAUGCCGGAAGCUCCCAUAUCGGCAAUGCGCGCUCACAGUGUUGUCAUCCGACCAACCAAGCCGGUGAGCGCUCAUACUCUAUUUACGAACAUUGAAAUACCCGCCAACUUCGAUCCAUCGAAGCCCUCACGCCCCACAGUCGUGUCCCCUGAGAUCUACGCCCGCCCCGAUGAGACGGUAUACGCUUGUGGCGAGGGUGACCAAGUUGUCCCGCUUCCAAAGACCGCAGCAGAUGUUGAAGUGGACCAGAGACGGUGCCAGGACAUCAUCGACCAAGUGGGAAGCAUAUCCGAUGAGCUUCGGGACGGACAGGUUUGCGCACGGCAAGCUUGCUACUUGCCCAACGUCACCGUACGGGGAGGACCCUUGAUCGGCCACACUGGCACUAAAGGGCUCUACCUCGCCGCUGGACACACCUGCUGGGGUAUCCAAAACGCUCCCGGGACCGGAAAGCUUAUCAGCGAAUUUGUCUUCGAUGGCGAGGCAAAGAGCGCCAGGAUCGGGUCUCUAGAUCCGAGGAACUUUCUUUGA
Messenger RNA from Aspergillus fischeri NRRL 181, 1155 nucleotides. Its product is annotated as NAD(P)/FAD-dependent oxidoreductase. Gene Ontology annotation, cellular component: late endosome; cytoplasm. The record is from RefSeq and is a predicted model, not a curated record. Lineage: Eukaryota; Fungi; Ascomycota; Eurotiomycetes; Eurotiales; Aspergillaceae. Bases 1 to 1155 code for a protein of 384 amino acids. Gene Ontology annotation, biological process: retrograde transport, endosome to Golgi. Gene Ontology annotation, molecular function: oxidoreductase activity. The transcript has 2 exons.